AUGAGCAGUCGUAAAUCAAAGAGUAACAACUUAAUACAAGCAGAAUACCUUUCGCGGGUACAAAGAAUUUUACGUGAAAGAUUUUGUCAUCAGAGUCCACAUAGUAACCUAUUUGGAGUACAAGUACAAUAUAAACACUUAAUUGAGCUGCUGAAAAGAACUGCUAUCCAUGGAGAAAGUAACUCUGCUCUCAUUAUUGGACCCCGAGGAUCAGGAAAGACUAUGUUAAUAAACCAUGCUUUGAAAGAACUAAUAGAAGUAGAAGGGAGUGAAAAUGUAUUACAAGUUCACUUAAAUGGACUGCUGCAGAUCGAUGAUAAAAUUGCCCUAAGGCAGUUAAAUCUGGAAACUGUAGUUGGAGAUAAAGUUUUUGGAAGCUUUGCUGAAAACCUUUCAUUUCUUCUGGAAGCUUUAAAAAAAGGUGACUGGACUAGUAGUUGCCCAGCGAUCUUCAUGUUAGAUGAAUUUGAUCUUUUUGCUCAUCAUAAAAACCAAACGCUCCUCUAUAAUCUUUUUGACAUUUCUCAGUUUGCACAGACUCCAGUAGCAGUUAUUGGUCUUACACGUAGAUUGCAUAUUUUGGAACUCUUAGAAAAAAGAGUGAAGUCACGAUUUUUCCACUGGCAGAUACACUUAAUGAAUUCAUUUGGUUUUCCACAGUAUCUUAAAAUAUUUAGAGAACAAUUAUCUCUAUCUGCAGUAUUUCCAGACAAGAUUUUCGCUGAGAAGUGGAAUGAGAAGGUUCAGAGUCUCUCAGAAGAUAGAAGUGUGCAAGAAGUGCUGCAGAAGCAUUUCAAUGUCAGCAAAAACCUGCGGUCAUUACACAUGCUACUGAGGCUUGCUUUAAAUCGCGUAACAACAUCACAACCAUUUAUGACUGCAGCAGAUCUGAUGGGGGCAAACCAGCUGUGUAGCGUGGACUCUAAAGCAAAUAUUGUACGUGGUCUGUCGGUCUUGGAAAUCUGUCUUAUCAUAGCAAUGAAACAUUUAAAUGACAUCUAUGAAGAGGAGCCCUUUAAUUUUAAAAUGGUUUAUAAUGAGUUUCAGAAGUUUGUUCAAAGGAGGGCCCAUUCUGUUUAUAAUUUUGAGAAACCUGUUGUCAUGAAGGCUUUUGAACACUUACAACAAUUAGAAUUAAUAAGGCCCCUGGAAAGAACAUCAGUAAAUGCACAGAGGGAGUACCGGCUGAUGAAACUACUUCUGGAUAACACACAAAUUAUGAAUGCUUUGCAGAAAUACCCUAACUGUCCUACAUAUGUUAGGCAGUGGGCAACAUCCUCCUUAAACUGGUUAUAA
Messenger RNA from Lagenorhynchus albirostris (white-beaked dolphin), 1296 nucleotides. Its product is annotated as origin recognition complex subunit 4-like. Gene Ontology annotation, cellular component: nuclear origin of replication recognition complex; nucleus. Gene Ontology annotation, molecular function: DNA replication origin binding; ATP binding; ATP hydrolysis activity. The record is from RefSeq and is a predicted model, not a curated record. Gene Ontology annotation, biological process: DNA replication; DNA replication initiation. NCBI's taxonomy places the organism in Eukaryota, Metazoa, Chordata, Mammalia, Artiodactyla, Delphinidae.